CAACAAAGAAGCAAUUAUUGUGUUCUCAAUAUUUGUAAAUGUCUUUUUUUCUUUAUUUUUAAAAACAUUUUUCUUUUAUUUCCCUCCCCAUAUCCCUUUUCUGUAGAGCCUUUUUGGUGACCUGUGUAAAAGAGUUACAGAAUGUCUUACAAUGUGACUCUAAAUGGACCUGGACCAUGGGGUUUCCGACUGCAAGGGGGAAAGGACUUCAACAUGCCCUUGACCAUAUCCAGAAUCACCCCUGGCAGCAAAGCAGCCCAGUCCCACAUGAACCAGGGGGACUUUGUGGUAGCCAUUGAUGGAGUCAACACAGAUGGCAUGACCCACUUAGAGGCCCAGAACAAGAUCAAAUCAGCCAGCUACAACCUGAGCCUUACCCUUCAAAAAUCUAAACGCCCAGCUCCAGUUCCAACAGCCACACCUAAAGUUGACUCUCCCAGGCCUGUAAUUCCCCAUCAGAAGGUCAUAGCCAACACUGCUGCCAAGUUAGUAUCAAAUAAUGUCACUGAGUAUGUGGAACGCUUCAACCCUAAUGUCCUGAAGGACUCUGCCCUGUCUACACACAAACCCAUUGAGGUGAAAGGCCUGGGUGGCAAGGCCACAAUAAUUCAUGCCCAGUAUAACACCCCAAUCAGCAUGUAUUCCCAGGAUGCUAUCAUGGAUGCUAUCGCAGGCCAGGCACAGGCCCAAGGUGGUGAACUUGCUGGUACCCUUCCUGUUAAAGAUCCUCACAUAGAUAGUGCCUCUCCAGUGUAUCAGGCUGUGCUUAAAACGCAGAACAAGUCUGAGGAUGAGCUUGACGACUGGACUCGCCGUUCUGCCAAUCUGCAGUCCAAGUCUUUCCGCAUCCUCGCCCAGAUGACGGGAACAGAGUACAUGCAAGACCCAGAUGAAGAAGCCCUGAGGAGAUCAAGUGGCAAGGAAAAUGUUGCUGCAGCAGCUGAAAACAGCCCUACAGGUUCUCAUCAUGUGGCACAGUAUGUGACCUCAAGUGUUUGGCAUCCUCCUAAGUCACGCACCAUGGAUGCUAACAUUGACAAAGCUAAGCCAGUGGCCUCCAAGGGUUCCGUGAGGUUUGGAACGGGUGCAAGUCAAAGGGAAGCCAGUUACAUCAGGACUGGCCAGAAAGCCCCUCUUACUUCAUCCAGUAAUCAAAGUACCCCUGUUGAGCAUGCGCCAGUGUCUACCAGCUCUGCCUCUGCUCCUGUGCCAGUUGCUUCAGCCAAUCAGCCUGCUACUGUUACUCAAAACACAUCCAGUCAGAUGACACCACCAUCAGCCACUCCCCUCUCUGUAGUACAAGAUUCCUUCUCUUCCUCUUUCCAAAGCUUCAACCGGCAUUCUUCCACAUCCAUCAGCUACCAGUCAAAAAAGAGAGGUACGGGCCAGUCCUAUUCAUCAACUCCGGUUUCCCAGGGUACCGCUUCUUCCUCAGGCUACAGUGAAAGUCCAGUUCCUGCUCCAAAACCAAGAGUUGUCACUACUGCUAGCAUAAGACCCUCCGUCUACCAGCCAGCGCCAGCACCAGCACGAGCACCAGUGCAUUCUUAUACACCAGGCAAGGCUGAUUCUUCAUCCCGCCCUCCCUGGGUAACAGAUGACUCCUUUUCCCAGAAAUUUGCACCUGGAAAAAUCACCACCUCUGUUACCAAACAUACCCUGGCACGGGGUGCUCCAGCACCAUCUCCUGCCUCAACUUCAGCCUACUCGUCUCAUUCAAUACCAGCCUCUUCCCAGACUCCUGCUGUAGCCCGGGGAACAAUUCAAAGGGCUGAGCGUUUCCCAGCCAGCAACCGAACUCCUCUCUGCGGACACUGUAACAGCAUAAUUCGGGGUCCUUUCCUGGUAGCCAUGGGUCGUUCCUGGCACCCAGAGGAGUUCAACUGUGCUUACUGCAAGACAUCUUUAGCGGAUGUGUGCUUUGUGGAGGAGCAGAACAGCGUGUACUGUGAGCGCUGUUAUGAACAGUUCUUUGCACCAACUUGUGCCAGAUGCCACACUAAGAUCAUGGGGGAAGUGAUGCAUGCUCUAAGGCAGACUUGGCACACGACUUGCUUUGUCUGUGCUGCCUGUAAGAAACCGUUUGGGAACAGCCUCUUCCACAUGGAGGAUGGGGAGCCCUACUGUGAGAAAGAUUACAUUGCUUUGUUCAGCACAAAGUGCCAUGGCUGUGAUUUUCCUGUUGAAGCAGGAGAUAAAUUCAUUGAAGCCCUUGGACACACUUGGCAUGAUACCUGCUUUAUUUGUGCGGUGUGCCAUGUGAAUUUGGAAGGUCAGCCAUUUUACUCCAAGAAGGAUAAGCCACUGUGCAAGAAACAUGCUCAUGCCAUCAACGUCUAAAAGACCUGGAAACUAAUGGCACUGUGAGAAAAUUGGCAACUAACUGAGAAAUUGCAAAAAGGAUAACCCCAACUGACAUUUCUCAUUGAGGGGAGGGUAGGAAGGCUUGGAAGCUAUUGGACACUUCUGAAGUAUAACUUUAAUCACUUUUAUAUUUGCAGAGCAUUUUUUGGCAUGGUCCAUACAGAAAGCUGAAUGAACACUCAAUGGCAAAUUAGUCAAUCUGAGUCAAAUAUUACUGCAAAAGUUAGAACAAAAAUUAAAAAGAUAAAAAUUAAUUUUAAAAAAUGUUUUAUGUAAAAAUAAGUAAUAACAACACCCAGAUCAGCCUUAGAGCUGAGACCAUACACUAGUGUUUAAAAAGAAUUGAAAAUCAUUCUUGAAAUUUGUUACAAGAAAAUAUUAAGUGCCAAAAUAUUAAUUGUAAAAUAAUUUAUAGAAUCAUAGCUUUAAAAUUAAGAUAAGCAGAUCAGGAUUUUCUCACCAAUAAGGAAGUAUUAUUCCAUUCUUUAUGUCAUGGUGCUAUGUCCAAGCAUCAAUUUUUUUGAAUGAACUAGAGACAUCCUAUAGGCCAGGGGUUCUCAACCUUUUCUUUUCUGAGGCCUUCCCCACCCAACAUGCUAUAAAAACUCCA
Chelonoidis abingdonii (Abingdon island giant tortoise) is the source of this 2974-nucleotide messenger RNA. The record is from RefSeq and is a predicted model, not a curated record. NCBI's taxonomy places the organism in Eukaryota, Metazoa, Chordata, Testudines, Testudinidae.